Suillus bovinus is the source of this 1065-nucleotide messenger RNA. RefSeq lists its product as uncharacterized. The record is from RefSeq and is a predicted model, not a curated record. The transcript is spliced from 3 exons. Gene Ontology annotation, molecular function: RNA binding. The coding region runs from base 1 to 1065 and encodes 354 amino acids. Lineage: Eukaryota; Fungi; Basidiomycota; Agaricomycetes; Boletales; Suillaceae.
AUGUCUUCAACUCCCAAGCUCACCAAACGCCAGAAAAAAGGCAUAGCUUUCCGCGAGGGUAAAGGCAAAGCAAAAAAUCAAGGAGACCUGGAGCACGAUGUCCCUAUUCUCGAACUUCAAGACCUUAUUGAGGGUCGGGCUGGCAGCGAGGAGGGUGGGGAGGUCAUUCAAGGCGCUCAAAGGAGUGCUGGGGGGGAAAGCAGGGGAAGGAAAGAGGCCGUGGUUCAGGAGGACGGAGAGAAAAAAGGGCUGGUGGUGGCAACGAAAAAGCGAAAGAGGGAAGUUGCGGAAGAUGCACAAGGAACCGGAGAUCUAGAGGGAGAGGACGCGCAGUCAGGGAAGCGGAAAGUUAAGAGAACCAAGGGAGAUGCUGGGGAUGAUGCAGAGGAAGCUGAGCAGGGAGAAUCAAAAACUGAAAAAUCAAGACAACGUUUUAUUCUGUUUCUUGGUAUGAUCGAGCAUCCUGAUGGGUCUUUCCGCUCAGCUGAGACUUUGACUUCAGGAAAUCUUAAAUAUACUACCACCUUAGAAUCAAUACAGGCUCAUUUCGCAGCAUGCGAUCCACCACCUACUGUCCGUUUACUUGCACCUAAACCAGCUGCCAAUAAACCACCUGUGAGACCCAUGAUGAAAUCCAAGGGAUGCGCUUUUCUCGAAUUCAAGCAUCGCAAUGCUCUUCAGCAGGGCCUCAAGCUGCACCAUUCCAGCUUAGAUGGCCGUCAGAUCAAUGUGGAGCUUACUGCUGGUGGUGGUGGCAAGGGCGAAGCGAGGGUGUCGAAGUUGAAGGAACGGAACAAAGAAUUGGAGAGUCAGCGACAAAAACAACUUCAGAAGAAAGCCAAGUCAAAAGGUGAAGAGCCAGCGUCUAGGAUGGAUGGGGCAAAGAGAUUCUCCACAACAUCAGGCGCCGAUCAGGAGGUGCAGAAAAAGCGGACAUGGACGGUCGGUGACACGCAAGACUCCACGACACAUCGCGGAGGAAAGAGACACGCGAAGGAUGGUAAAGCACGGCAGACCAAAAGCAAAGAUUGGGGUACUGGCGUUAAUGCUAUCCCUGUUGGCUGA